This is a messenger RNA of Acipenser ruthenus (sterlet), 2185 nucleotides long. It is a transcript of the gene ropn1l, whose product is annotated as rhophilin associated tail protein 1-like. The transcript is spliced from 6 exons. The record is from RefSeq and is a predicted model, not a curated record. Lineage: Eukaryota; Metazoa; Chordata; Actinopteri; Acipenseriformes; Acipenseridae. The coding region runs from base 699 to 1361 and encodes 220 amino acids.
CGAAUAAGAUGGAGUGAGUAGCAGCUAAUAACACAGAUACCAGUUGAUUGGAAGCGAGCGACUGUGGGAGCUACACGCACUAGCUGGGAGAGAGAUCCAUAGAGUCGGGGCCAUGAAACUAAAGCGCUCCCUGAGUGUGGUGCACUUUUGCUUGGCUAUAACAAGCACGCCAGUCAGAGGACCUCAGUCAGCUUGCGUGCAGAGACAUAGCGGGUCAGCAGGUUGGAGAGAUACUCUGGACUUGUGUGAUGAAAGGCCAUGUAGGCAAGCAUAUUUUUUUAAAAGGUAGCCAAUGCAGCUGGUUAAGACGAGGUAAUGUGAUCAUGUGUUUUUUUUUUACAUCUGGUAAGGAUCCUUCCUAGCAGCGGCAUUUUGAACCAGCUGCAAUCGGUUUAUGGCGCGUGACUGAAGACCACCAUAGAGAGUUGCUGUAGUCGAGUCGAGAGGAGAUGAAUGCAUAGUAUAGAUAAUUCAAUAAAACUCAAAGACGUUUCAUACAACUUUUGUUGAAUAAUACAACCUCUUCGACUAUGGAGAAGAUUUCGUUAUUUCUCUUUUUGUUUAAUGACAGCUUACAAAACUGUUUGAAUAUAGAGCCAAAGGGCACCUUUUGAUGUCUUUAGUUUUUUUUUUUUUUUUCUUUUCUUUUUCUGCUCUCUUCAAAGCAUCGCAGUUGCCACCUUUUGGUCGGAGGAGCCAUGCCCCCUCCAGAUACCAUGUUCUGUGCCCAACAGAUCAACAUACCUACAGAACUGCCUGACAUUCUGAAACAGUUUACUAAAGCUGCCAUCAGAACCCAGCCUCAUGAUGUACUUCAGUGGUCGGCAGCGUAUUUUUCAGCUUUGUCUUCUGGAGAAACCCUUCCUGUUAAGGAGAGGCUUGAAAUGCCAAAAGCAACACAGAAAACAGACACUGGGCUUACACCUGGCCUUUUGAAGAUUUUGCAUAAACAGCUUUCUCCCAAAGGGACUGUGGAGAAGGCAGAAUUGGAACAGCGAUGGAAAGAACUCUGUCUACCAAAGGAACAGCUUAACAGCAUUAUAGAGCUAGGAAACUUUGGCACCAAUAUUGUAUGGAUUGAAUUCUUUGCUUUGGGCUGCAGUGCACUGAAUGGGACUAUCACCACCUCUCUGAAGUGUGCAUGUGAAAUCCUUACAGCUGACCCAGAGGGAGGAGCAGCUCGCAUUCCAUUUGAAACAUUUACGUUUCUCUUUACCUACCUGAACAAGUUUGAUGGGGAGAUGCCUCAGGACCAGAUCGACAGCUAUCUGAGUACCCUUAAGGAGGAAGCAAAGCAGCAAUUUGGAAUGGUGCAGCCAUUAAACUUCACAGGACUAAACAGACCCAAACUGCCUGACUAACAAGAACAUUGUUUCACCUGCUAUCAUGAUGGGGUCUAGUUCAAUUAUUUAAACAGUGGCGGAUCCCAGUAACGGCAUCCUAAAAUGCAAGAUCUGUCUAAGAAUAUCUAAGUUGUAAUUUGUCAUCUUCUUAUUGAGCUGCAAUAUGUUUUAUAUGAACACUUAAAUGAACCUCAGUCAACCUUCUCACACAAAAAACAAAAAAAAGACCUUACUUGGAAGUAUAAUAGAAAUUAUAUGUUAAAAAGAUCAGUAAUUCCUUUAAGAGGCAUCAGAAUCAAGGUAAAAUAAAUAGGCCUCUGGCUUAGGCGAGAUAAAUUUGCUUUCUUGCUUAUCUUAGAAAGUGAAUGAGCCCAACUCUGAAAUCAUGUAUACUGUACCUGAUGAAAAAUGGUCUGUAUCUAUUGGGGCCUCAAAGAGUUUCAAUGUGCUGUUUUAUAUUUGACUUGCUGGAUUCUGUUGCUCCGGUAUUGACUUGUUCCCUGGCUUUGAACUUGUCUGAAGAACCAUAAAUCCUGGAACACUUUUCAUCUACCAUCUACCAUGCAAUGUAACACGCCCAACUACUCUCGCUGUCUGUGUUAAGUAGGUGAGGCUGGCAGAGUUGAAAGUCACAUUGUCACAAGAGGAAGGCUGUUCAGUCCCCGAAUUUGGUAUACUCAAAAUUCAAAGCCAGGUAAAGGCAGAUUUAAAGAAAAAUGUUUACUCAGUCCACUCAGAAUGAUUGUCUACAAUAUAAAAUAAUAAGGGGAUUUGUAAAUCACAUAAGCUACUUACUAUUUAAAUAAACAAACACAAUACAGUCAUAGAAAGAUUUAUAAAUA